AUGCAUUUUGAUCAUAUAUAGGAUUAUUUACUAUUUAGUGUAAGUCUAGUAUAUUUUUCUCACACUGUAAACUGUGUAGGUUGUUUUAUGAAAUAAUAGAGUCAGUAACUAGAUAUGGGGCUGUCUAAGCGACGAGCUCAUUUACGAAAACUUUGGUUCAAAAAGGGGGGUGUGAAUCCAAAUAAGGGUCGAACUACAGUUUUUCCUGCUCUUGGUGACAAUAAGUAUGUCAGGUUGGAAAAGAAAGCCUUUGAUAGUCAAGUACACACCAGUAACAAUGUGCUAACCUUUAAAGAUACUGUUGAUACGGACACAACAGUAUCAGUCACAGUGUUGCGACCCCGACCGCAUGCGUCUAAUAGUAAUACCAAUAAGUUGAUGGAGGAGGACUCGUGUUUGUUUUGUCAGAAGGCCGUUCGACCCCGACCACAUGCGUCUAAUGUAGUUGACGAGCAUAGUUACUGUGGUGUCGAGUCACUUCAUCCAGACUUGUGUACCAAUAAGUUGGUGAGGGAGGACUCGUGUUUGAUUUGUCAGAAGACCAUUCGCUCGUUGCAGCAUGGCAUCACAUGUGAUGUUUGUGAGAGAUGGCAGCAUCGCACAUGCAAUACAGGCAUCCAGGCAGCAGACUAUUUUAGGGCAAAGCGGGGAGACAUCGUCCUUACCUUCACGUGCAAGGACUGCAGAAACCAUCCUACGACGCCCGACGCUACCCUUAACUCCGACAAUGUUUCAAAGAUGACUAUGAUGGAGAUCAUUGGUCUCAGAUCUAAGCACCAUGAUGCGAUUACAUUGGAGAAGGCUUCGAGCUAAGCAUCCAUGGCUACAGGUGCUCGGUACCUGGAGAUUCUGGCUACUGGCACUAUUUACUGUUAUUCUGAUCUUGUAUGCUGUGAGUUCGUUCAGACCGUCGUUUUUGUCGAAAACUCCCGAAAGGGAUAUAAGUCAAGUGUGGGUUGGUGACAUGGAAUUCGAUUUUAUGACUGGAUUGUAUUUUCUAAAACAAGGUAAAGAGGUGUAUUUCCGUGGCUCCAUGCCGGACGCCCAUCAAAUGGAUGGGAAGCCUGCGCAUUGCGCAACAUACAAUCAGACAAACAGCCUGUGCGCUUCGUGGUUUCCGAAAGUGAAAUUGACAGUGGAGAACAUUGUUGAAGAACACGUUACGUGUCAGAGCUUAGUUUGGACGCCAGGUUUCGAGCAUUAUAAGCCGCAUACUUGUUUCUCUGUAGCCGAUUCUAAAUGGUACGGUGGUUCAUUAUUUGUUGAUCAAAAGUGGCCAUUGAAUAAUAUGGAAGUAAAAUUUCAGGCCUAUAGGACGAGGAAUUCAGAGUACAACCAAGGGGUGGCGAAUUCAGUUGGCAAUGUACUAGACUGGUUUUGGAUAAAUUCUAAUGGAGUGGGAGUGAUUUUUGACAGUGAAAUACCGUUGCACAUCAGCCUCAACCAAAACGGAGAUAAGUUACUGUGUUUUUAUUCUCAGUCCAACGUGAAUUCUUUGUUAAAAUACAGAGUGUGCAAGGCAGAGAAUAUGAGAAAAAUGCACUGGUAUUUAAUGAACAGGGUUGUUCGCUUGCCAUUAAUGCUGCCAAAAUCUGACUUAUUCCAGAAACCUCUUUGGUCUGUGUCCCCAAUGUACAAGCAUUCUGUAAGCCAGGAAAAUGUUUUAAAGUUAGCCAAAGAUGUCAUGGACCAUGGAUUCGAGAGAUCUCUAAUGAGCAUACAGGAUGUCAGUUUGUCUGUAAUGAAUGGCAAACUGAAUCCUUUUGAUGAAAGAAAGUUCCCAAAUUCCCAUCAAUCUAUGAUGCAUUUAAGAGGUGAUUAUGGGUUUGAACCAUUUUUGUCAGUGUCACCAUUUAUUUCGACGAGAGAUACUCAAGUUAAUAAAUCCAAAUUUUUGACAAAUUCGAAAAACGAGCCAAUAGUAAUAAGUUACUAUGGAAACAAAGUCCAUGUGGUAAAUUUGUUAGUUAAAGAGGUAUUUGACUGGUUUGUGAAGCAACUGAACAAUACGCAGUCUUCAUUUGGCCUGUCUGGUUUUGUUUUUAUGGGUGGAGAAACAGAUAUUGUGGAAUAUAACUGUGAAAGCCCAUCUGGACUAUGUGACAUUGAUGUUGAAAAAUUUGCUAAGAAAUUCAGCAGCAUGGCUGAUAAAUUUUCAGCAAAGACCAUAUCAUCAUCUGCAAUUCGUAGUCAGUCUAGUUCAGGAUUAAUACAGCUAACAAGUAAUUCAUCGUCAUGGAAUUCAAACGGCGGGCUACGCGACUUGAUCCCGUCAGUGUUGACCUUAGGGUUGCUGGGAUACCCCUUCAUCGUUCCAAACACCGUAGGUGGUCCAGGAAACUAUAAAAUCAGCUCUGAAACUGGCGAGCAGAAUUCUGAAAUUCCCGACCGGGAGCUGUAUGUUCGAUGGAUGGCUAUAGCGGCGUAUAUGCCUUGUUUGAUGUUUUCUGUGCCUCCCUGGAACUAUGAUGAUGAGGUAGUGCAGUUUGCCAAACAUUUUGCAGAGAUUCACAAUAAGCAGGUUUCCCCCAUUGUGAUCCAGGCGGCUCGGGAAUAUGAAACCACAGGUGUGCCAAUAAUAAGACCCAUGUGGUGGACUGAUCCAAAGGAUCCAGCAACCCUCAGUAUAGACGACCAGUUUUUAGUUGGAGAUCAAAUUUUGGUUGCCCCUAUCCUAGAUAAGAGCGCAAGCAAGCGUGACAUUUUCAUCCCCCAUGGGCGGUGGUUGGAUAAUUUGAAUAACAAAGAAAUCGAGGGCCAAACAGUGUUGAAAGAUUUUGAAAUCCCUCUUGGACAGAUUGCUACCUUUACAAAAAGUAAAAUUUAAAAGGAUCGAUUGCUACUUUUACAAAAAGUAAAAUUUAAAAGGAUCGAUUGCUACUUUUACAAAAAGUAAAAUGUAAAAGGACAGAUUGCUACUUUUACAAAAAGUAAAAUUUAAAAGGAUCGAUUGCUACUUUUACAAAAAGUAAAAAUUCAAGGCCUUGAACAGAUUGCUACUUUUACAAAAAAUACAAAUUGAAGGACAAGUGCAAAAAUGAUCUGUGCUGCUGACACCGCUG
Messenger RNA from Dreissena polymorpha, 3062 nucleotides. RefSeq names its product myogenesis-regulating glycosidase-like. The transcript is spliced from 5 exons. Gene Ontology annotation, biological process: carbohydrate metabolic process. The record is from RefSeq and is a predicted model, not a curated record. Lineage: Eukaryota; Metazoa; Mollusca; Bivalvia; Myida; Dreissenidae. Gene Ontology annotation, molecular function: hydrolase activity, hydrolyzing O-glycosyl compounds. The coding region runs from base 779 to 2827 and encodes 682 amino acids.